CAUCGUGUCAUGUGGAAUUCUCACACGAGCAACCCAAGGGAACAAAUCAUGAGCAAUUCUCAAUUAUGGCUCUCCCACCCAUUCAACUCUCCUCUUCCCACCUCGGCGUCUUCAAAGCCGGUGAUAUUGUCCCCGGUGCCCUGGAAGAAUGCAAUGGCCUCCUGGAGAAGAACCACGAGGCGUACCACAUCUUCUUCCGGGAUCCCGCCUUUCACAACCAUAUGGUGCACAGCCUUCUCACCUGCCUCACCCUGGGCGCUCCCCCCGAUGUGCUGCAAGACCGGUACAACGACUUAGUCCCCAUCCAACGCAAAAUUCCCGAGAUCGACACCGUCCUCCUCGAGAAACUGUCAGACCCAGACGUCCUCCACGCCAGCAUCGGGCAGAUCCACCAGUAUCACACCUUCCUCGCCUUCUUCAAGCGCGAGAUGGCUUCCAAGGGCUGGAAGGAAGUCGUGCAGGAGUAUCUCUUCUCGCGCACCAAACUCGCGGACCGCAUGUUGGCCCAAAUCCUUGAAGGCGCGUACCAUCCUAUCAUCCACCUCGGCUUCGGCAUCGAGUUCGACCAGCCCGCCAUCGUGGCCGAGGGGCUUGCUCAGGCUGCCAGCCAUGAUCGGAUGAAUAUCGAGACUUUGUUUUUCAAAGCUGAGCGCCUUGCCUCGGAUUCAGGUCUGAGCCCGUCCCUCAAACCCAAGCCCCUGGUCCAGCUUGCCCACGAAGCCCGCACCAACGACAAACUCCGCACCGCCCCGCGGUGGUCCGACCUCGGAAACAAAAUGAAAGACGGGGUCGUCGGGCGCGCGUUAGAUGAAAUGGCCCAUCUCGCAGCGCAGUUCCGAAUCCCGCUCACUGAGAAGGACCUCGACCGCCGCACGGCCGAGAUGGUCAGCACAUGUGCCUACCUCGCCGGAUCGGUGCACGUCGCGGGCCGACAGCGCAAGAUCGACUUCUUCGUCAUGCAUAGCGUGACCAGUAGCAUUUUCUGCACUGUGGUUGCGCGGCAGGGGUGGAUAGCGCUGGCGGACCGGGUUAGGUUGGUGGAGUGGAAGGCAAGGUUGGAUCUGGCAUGGUAUGUGGCCACGGGAUGUGGACCAUUGGACGAUAAUGGGAUAUCGGGGUAUGCUAGUCCUGAGAAUGAGGAUAUGGAGUGGGAGGAGUUGUUUUAUCAGGUUGUGCGGGAAUCAGAUGAUGGACAUGCGGCGAAGUUUAUUAGGGCGUUGAAGAAUGGGGAGGAGACGGGGAAGGCGUACGAGAAUGGGGAGUGGGGCGACUUCUUCCCUAUGAAGGGGGAUAUGUGGUUGAAGUUGGCUAGAAUGUGUCAGGAUACGACAAAGGGUUUGCCUUGGGAGAUCAAAUGGGUCUUCUUUGCGGGGUUUGAAGAGGGGUGGAAGCGGCCUGACUUGGCUGAUCCUUUGGGUCGCAGUAAGGGGCCGGUCAAUGGAUUUUGAAUGUCCUAUAGUACUAGUAACAUUGAAAUACAGUUUUCAUUCGAGGUAGUAAUGAAGAAAAGUC
Pseudomassariella vexata is the source of this 1512-nucleotide messenger RNA. RefSeq lists its product as uncharacterized. The transcript has a single exon. Gene Ontology annotation, molecular function: oxidoreductase activity. Lineage: Eukaryota; Fungi; Ascomycota; Sordariomycetes; Amphisphaeriales; Pseudomassariaceae. Bases 66 to 1448 code for a protein of 460 amino acids. The record is from RefSeq and is a predicted model, not a curated record.